This is a messenger RNA of Meyerozyma guilliermondii ATCC 6260, 2259 nucleotides long. RefSeq lists its product as uncharacterized. Gene Ontology annotation, molecular function: protein binding. The coding region runs from base 1 to 2259 and encodes 752 amino acids. NCBI's taxonomy places the organism in Eukaryota, Fungi, Ascomycota, Pichiomycetes, Serinales, Debaryomycetaceae. The record is from RefSeq and is a predicted model, not a curated record. The transcript has a single exon.
AUGCUUCCUGUUCGGCAGUUGGCACGCACCAGUCUCGGGAGCCUGUUCCUGAGGCAAUGGCGUUUCGGACUAACAAGAGGUGCCAGAUUGCUGUCGUCGAGUUUGAGUGCUCAAGAAGCACAGCUUAAUGAAAUAGUGACGAAGAGCGAAUCAAGUGUCACCGAGUCGGCCAAAAAUGCCAGCGAGAAUUACACCAAUGAGCAACGUAACGGUAAAAAUGGCCAGAAAAAUGUCAAUGGCGACUCUGGUUCUUCUACCAGAAAGAAUCCUGGGGCAAAAAGAUACAAAAUCAACCCAAAACUUAGAGACAUUAGCUCGCAAGUGCGGUCUUCCAUCGAGCUGGCCAAUGGUUCUGACACAGCCGAGGCUGUAGAGAUCUUGGAAGAGGGUUUAUCGUACUUGCGGGAGGUCCAGGUAGCGGAGGGAAUAAACGAGGAAAGUUUGUUUUCGGUUUUCCAGCCAGUGCUUGACGUUUAUUCUCAGAAAAUCACCGACGCUUCGACUUUAAAUAAAGUGCUUGAUUUGGCCAUUGAGCACAAAGUUGCCCAUGGAUUCUUGUUCUCCAAGGUCAUGGCGUUACAGGCACUUGAAUCGUACCAAGCUGCCCUUCAAACUUGGGUUCGUUUUUUGGAGUAUUCUUCAGCGGUGAACAAUGGACUCGUUUUCAAACGGUUUGGAUUCAUGAAGGACUCGGCUUUCAGAAAGAGAGACUUGACAAACUUGGCGUUCUACCUGUAUGUGCAAUCUUGCUUGGCGCUGAACGCCAAAUACGAUUUUAGAGACGCCAUGAAAUUGUUGCAAACUGACGAGGUGCCCGAAAUUUUUCAUGUCAGAAGAACUGUGAUGGGUUUAGGAGCCGUUCGCCUGGAAAAGGAGUUCCAGGAGUUCCAAACCCAACUCAAUGCUAUGGAAUUAGAGUCGUUGGACCCUAAUGGCUCUGUGGUGAUUCGCAAAAUCAACCGUGCUAUCGCUACCAACGACUUUAAUCUUUUGAACAGAACCUACGAUCUUGUCCAGGAUGCUGCCUUGAAGUAUAAGAGACCGAUCUCGGAGAACACUUUGACCAGGUUUAUGAAUGGAUAUUUUGAGUGUCUGCAAAUCGACCGGGUUUUUGACAUUUUCCGGUCCAUGCUCCAAAAUGGAAUUUCCAAACCUUCUAUAGUUUCUUGGGAUAUUGUGUUGAGAUGUAUGGGACACCCUUCCUACCUCCGUACCUUGAACGAGACCAAAAGAAAGGAAAUUUCUGUCAAUCUUCGACGCACCAUCGAUACGGUCUUGUCACUUUACCCCGAAAUGAGUCCUAAAACUUUGUCGAUAAUCGUUGCUGGGUUUGCUAACAUGAACGACUUCGAAGCUGUGGACGAGUUCUUGACAAAAUACUCCGUCCAAGGCAAGGGAAAGGUGCCGGUAAUUCACGCUACAAAAAACAAUAUUCUCAUUGGAUUGGUUCUCAAUAAAAAAGUGGAUGAAGCCGAGAAAAAACUCAAGGAAUUGAUGGAAGACGGCUCGGGCUACGUUCCUUCGACUCUGUGUAUGAACACCUUCCUAAACCACUACGCUCGUGCCGAUAAUUACAAGGCGGUGGAUGGAAUUCUCAAGUUCAUGAAACAGCACAAUAUUGCUGAAGAAAUCGGGACAUACACCAUAGUGAUUGACUUGUACUUUAAGAUGCACCGAGCCAAGGGACUUGCUCCUAAUGUUACUGAGCUUUUGGAGAGCUUUGCUAACAACAAACAGGCGGGUUUAACUCUCAACGAUUACACCUACUCGAUUUUAAUUAGUGGUUUGGUGAAAGACGGGUUAAAUUUGGAAGCUGCCAGAACACUUUUCGAGCACUCCAAGUCGUAUGGAAACUCUCCUCACGUUUUGACGGCUAUGUUGGAAGGAGAACUUGACCAUGGCUCAGUUGGAAAUGCUGAGAUUUUAUUUGAAAAAUACACCAAAUCCAAGAACGAACCCAGAGUAUGGAACCAGAUGAUCAAGGCUUUGUUGUACAAACACGAGCUGUUGGCAUUGCAAUACUAUCACAAUUUUAAGAACCAGGAAAAAAUUUCAAGUCGGUGCAAACCCAACCACUACACAUACUACUUUCUCAUACAACAUUUCAUAAAGAAAGGAAACAAGGAAAAGAUUGAGUGGAUGCUCAAAGAAAUGGCAGAAAAUGGAACCGAGUUGGGAACCGAAUUGCCAAAAAUCAUCAGAAGAUUGUCUAAAGAGUAUACCGUUCCCAAGCCGUUGCUCGACAAAAUUGCCGUGUAA